GCAAAUACGCUAUCGCCUGCGAAAGCGACAGCAACAGCAACAUUAAGUAUACGCGCAGUUAACACCGUUAAGGCUCGUCAAACGGACAUGGCUUUCAAAAAACGACGCAUCUUUGAUAUGCAAGCCGUCAACUCACAGCAGUUGGCCAAAUCUAUUGCUAAUCAGCCACAGUCUAGUGCUAAAAAUAAGCAACAACAAGUGCUCAAGGGCUGGCGUUGCUCGCAGAUCUAUGAAUGGUUUGCUGAUAAUCUACGCAACUAUUGCCAGACAACAUCGCUGCAUGGCUUUAACUAUAUAACCAGAAAGGAUAUAAGUCGCAAUGAGCGUCUGUUUUGGCUAAUUGUUGUCGUUGCGGCGGUCAUAGCUGCCAUUGCUCUGGUUUUGGUUUCAUGGUAUUGGAAUAGUGAAACACCCACAGUCACCGUUAUAGAGAGCUCGCAUUUUCCCACCUGGAAUAUACCAUUUCCAGCGGUCACAGUGUGCAAUUUCAAUAAGAUAUCAAAGCAUCGUGCUCUGGAUUUGUUGAAUAAAAUGCAGCUACCAGCAAAUGUAAGCAAAGCGCACUUGCAGCAACUUUUCAAUUUAACUUUGCUGCCUGUGGUCAAGCCCAUAAGUCAAACCGACUUGCAAUCCUAUCAACAGAUAUUGGAUUUAAAUAAGUUACUCACUAGCAGACUAGUCAAGCGUCUAUCACCGGAUUGCCUGGAAAUGGUAUCGCGCUGCAUAUGGAAGGGCAUAAACUCGCGUUGUGAGAGUUUAUUUCAGCGCAUUGUUACACUCGAAGGAUAUUGCUGCAGCUUUAACUACUUUGCAGAUGUGCAUAGCAAUUUUCCCAGAAAGAUUGCCUAUCAAGUGCCCAAGCGUCCUUAUCGCGUCACUGGUUGUGGCUACCCGACUGGCUUGUCUGUUUUGCUGGAUCCCAUGGUCUCGGACUACUACAGCACUUUCUUUAGCGGCUUUGGCUUUCGACUGUUUAUACAUGAUGCCUACAAUUUUCCUGAUGAAAACUCUGAGACCAAAGUAGUAACAGCCACUCGCGAGAGCUAUGUGCGCAUUAAUCCGGAGUCCACUUAUGCCACCAACGAUAUAAGACGCAUGAGUCUAAAGCUGCGCUAUUGUUUGUUUGGCGGCGAGCGUCAAUUGCCUGGACAUCGGCGUUAUUCAUUUAUUAACUGCAUGUAUCAAUGUCGCAUGAACAUGACGCUGCAACGUUGCGGCUGCUUGCCCCUCAACAUAGCUGUCAAUGGCACCCACAAAACUUGCAGCGUCUUGCAGCUGAACUGCAUGAUUCAGAGCAAACGUUUAUUUUCGUACGCCUUGGCCAAUCUGGACUCGCCGCUUUCCUUAGUGCGCAACACCGCCAACUUUCCCUGCAAUUGUCUGCCCGACUGUGAGUCCAAUCUUUAUAUCUCCGAAAGCACCAUGGGCCGACUGGACAUGAGCUACUCUGCAAAUAAGAUUACCACUAACAACAAUCAAACUGACGGCAUUUUGGUGCAUGUUUUCUAUAGCGACUUAAUGUCCACUCGAUAUCGCAUGGAAAUCUUUCAGAACUGGCUCUCCGCCUUGGCUUCAUUUGGCGGUCUACUGGGUCUCAUACUUGGCUUUAGCAUUGUUACUGCCUUUGAGUUUAUUUACUUUCUUACAUUUAGACCUGUUUUCAACUAUAUUAAUAGAGAGCGGGAUUAA
Messenger RNA from Drosophila busckii, 1689 nucleotides. RefSeq names its product pickpocket protein 11. Gene Ontology annotation, molecular function: ligand-gated sodium channel activity. Gene Ontology annotation, biological process: sodium ion transmembrane transport. Lineage: Eukaryota; Metazoa; Arthropoda; Insecta; Diptera; Drosophilidae. Gene Ontology annotation, cellular component: membrane. The record is from RefSeq and is a predicted model, not a curated record.